AUGCAGCUGUGCCGGGGCCGCGCGCUGGGCAUCUCGGUGGCGGUGGCGCACGGGGUCUUCUCGGGCUCUCUCAACAUCCUGCUGAAGUUUCUCAUCAGCCGCUACCACUUCGCCUUCCUGACGCUGCUGCAGUGCCUGACCAGCUCCACGGCGGCGCUCAGCCUGGAGGUGCUGCGGCGCCGGGGCGUCCUGGACAUGCCGCCCUUCGGCUUCAGCCUGGCGCGCCUCUUCGCCGGGGUCACGGUGCUCUCCACGCUGCAGUCCAGCCUCACCCUCUGGUCGCUGCGCGGCCUCAGCCUGCCCAUGUACGUGGUCUUCAAGCGCUGCCUGCCCCUCGUCACCCUGCUCAUCGGCGUGCUGGUGCUCAAGAACGGCAUCCCCUCCGUCGGGGUGUCGCUGGCCGUGCUCAUCACCACCUGCGGGGCAGCGCUGGCAGGUGCAGGUGACCUGACAGGUGAUCCCUUUGGCUAUGUGACUGGUGUGCUGGCUGUGUUGGUGCAUGCAGCGUACUUGGUCCUUAUUCAAAAGACAAGUGCAGAUAGUGACUACGGGCCCCUGACUGCCCAGUAUGUUAUUGCGGUCUCAGCCACACCCUUUCUCAUUAUCUGCUCCUUUGCCAGCAUGGAUACCAUCAAUAUGUGGCAUUUCCCAGGAUGGAAAGAUCCCACCAUGACCUGCAUCUUUAUUGCAUGUGUCUUGAUUGGCUGCGCCAUGAAUUUUACCACCCUUCACUGCACCUACAUCAACUCAGCUGUAACCACCAGUUUUGUCGGGGUGGUGAAGAGCAUUGCAACCAUCACCGUGGGCAUGGUGGCUUUCAGUGACGUAGAACCCACAAAACUCUUUAUAGCGGGUGUAGUGGUCAAUACUGUGGGCUCUGUCAUUUACUGUGUGGCCAAGUACAUCGAAACCAGAAAGCAGAGUAAUUAUGAAGACCUGGAGAAGGAGAAUCAAGAGAAGAAAGAAUGUGAUGGAAGCCAGCCACCAUUCAUAAUGGAGCAGAUGUCCGAGGAGGCAGAGCCCAUGGAUACUGCAACAGAGGAGACAGCAAAUGGAAGCAGCCAGAAAAGGAUGGAGGAGGAGGAGGACAGCAUUAUGGGAGAAGCAAAGACACCUGUCAUCCCUAAAGGUGGCAGCACUGAAGGACUUACCAAAAGCUCAUUAAAAGAUGCCUAUCUUGGAGUAUGGAGAUUGGUUAGGGGGGCUAAUUAUGUAAAGAAAGAUUAUCUUGUGGAGAAUGAGGAACUGCCAAGUCCUUGAGGAGUAAUUUCUUAGUAAAUAAUAGUAAUCAAGGAUGCAUGUAUUGCAUUCCUUAUGGCAAGAGUACAGAUGGACGGAUGCUUUCAUAUGUUCACAGACAAAUCUUAAUUGGUUAUUAGGGAGAUUUUACCUCAUUCUGAUGGAACAAAAGCAUGUGGUUCAUGCUCAGAGUCAGCAAAAUUCCAUUUUUUUCCAUGUGCUCACCUCUGAAUUUCAUAUUGGAAUCAGGCCUGGACUAGCAAAACUAGGCACCCCAGCAAAAUGUUUCAUUUUUUUAUUCACAGAAGCCCUCUGGUUUGGACUAGUUAGUGUGUUCUUCAUGAUUACUCCCUGAAGUACCAAUGGGAUUGCUUAUAGCUGUUAAAAACAUGAUACCCAUGAGCAAAAGCUAUACACAUUUGUUGCGCUUCAUGGUUUCCGUGCAUCACAUAUAUGGGCUCUGUGCCUGCGCAGAACCUAUUGUUGGGAAGCUACUACAGGUAAGCAUUCAUGUGGGUGAGAGCCCUUCCUCUUCCUGUUCCAAGGAAAUGUGUGGAGAGGCUCCCAGUCAUCCCCUGAAUUCCC
Molecule: messenger RNA, 1824 nt
Organism: Varanus komodoensis (Komodo dragon)
Lineage: Eukaryota; Metazoa; Chordata; Lepidosauria; Squamata; Varanidae
Gene: SLC35D3
Product: solute carrier family 35 member D3
Exons: 2
Coding region: 1-1260 (419 amino acids)
Cellular component (GO): Golgi apparatus
Molecular function (GO): antiporter activity
Source: RefSeq, a predicted model, not a curated record